CGUCAGAGUACCAUAGCAUUUCAGCAUUAUAUUAUUAUUGGAACCUCAUCGUUACGAAUUCCCCAUCUUUAGCAUGGAAGUUGACCACGCCUCAGUACGUCCACCACGCUCGUCAUUGCUUGAGCUACCGAUUGAACUUGUUCAACGCAUUGUAACAUUUCUUCCGCCAAGCUCAGCAGCCUCCUUCACGCUUUCAUGCCCCGGCUCGCUGAAUGUGCUGGGCAACGACUCGUGGUGCGCUCUGAUGCACGAUGCAUCCGAGUGUGCUGAGCUGCUCUCCAUCUUGAACUGCACUUGUCUCGAGAACCUGGAGCCAACUAACUCAACUCACGAACCUGGUCCGACUGAGCACCCCGAACCUGUCGUCUGCACACCACUGUAUUCGCGAUUUGGUUAUGUAGUCGAGUGGCUCCACGUCGUCGUCAGAUACGUGUUGGACAGACAUGCCGACCGCGAGAUUGGAGACAUCUUGCUGGACGAGUACACAGAUGUCAUCUACCGCAACCUCAGAUUCAGAGACCCUGACUCCAACACCGAAACCGAGAAGUGCGUGCUGGUGGCCAUAGCACCACGCAUCGUAGCCGGUUAUCUUCUAUUGCGAUGCACUUACACCGUUCUCUUCCCUCCCGAAGAUGGGAACGUGCACUUCAGCUCACUCCUCAACUCCGAUCUCGAUAUAUGCAAGCAUGUUUCCGCUACCCGGCGGAGAGAACCGUGGUAUGACAUGGGAUUCGUAGAUCGACUCAUCUUAAGACGCGAUUAUCGGAAGCACUAUGGCAGUUCGGCAUAUGAGAGCGACUUGGAGUCUGAUAUUGACAUCGAAGAUUUGGAUGACCCUCCGCCCCGGACAAACAUAUCACUCCAUCAGUGCUCCUUUUGCUGCACCGAGUAUGAAGCGAGGAUUGAGCGGGGCGAGGAUGAGGCUUCCACUUCCAUCAUCGUGACCAGCUGGCACAAUCUUGGAGAGAUUACCUUGCUGAGCGGCUGCGGGUUCAGCCCACUAUGGAAAACCUUUCUCGGGGUAGGCAAACCUCAUGACGUGCGCGUUCUCUCCUAUCCGCUAGGCAGUGUGAGGAAUGUGUUCGAGGUUUGGGAUGGUUCACAGCUCGGUGAUGUUCGGAGGAAGCCCAACUGACGAGGCAACGGAGAUGAAUCGGACCAUCACAUAAGGUUGGGUAAAGCUGGAGGAUUAGUACAGUUGCCGUGGGGACACUAGACAAGGUAGGUAUACCUUUCAGGAUAGAGUGGUAUCACUAUAUGGCUUUCAUAGAACGAGGGAGGGACCGAGUCAUGCGAAGGACUUGUAUUGCUUGUGUACAUACAUACUGAAGUUGCAUGGUACAUCUCUGUGCCGUCAUUCGGAAAG
Molecule: messenger RNA, 1366 nt
Organism: Westerdykella ornata
Lineage: Eukaryota; Fungi; Ascomycota; Dothideomycetes; Pleosporales; Sporormiaceae
Exons: 1
Coding region: 74-1135 (353 amino acids)
Source: RefSeq, a predicted model, not a curated record